UCUAGGCUUGAUUUCAGUCUCUUCCAUCUUCUGCUAAUGUUCUCGUUUGUCACAUUCUCUUUUCUCGUUUGUCACAUUCUCUUUUCUUGUUUGUCACAUUCUCUUUUCUCGUUUGUCACAUUCUCUUUUCUAACAAGAUAGAAAAAUGUUGAGCUGUGUCAUUUGAGAUUCACUUCCCAUUGCAUUAUUUGGACUUUCACAUAACCGAGCGGUAUCGACUAAUUAGUUGCGCGCUAAAAUCACCAUUAGAGUAUCCACCCCCUCCCCAUCCAUUUAAUUAGCUCUAAGGUGACAUUUUCUCUACGUUAUGUAUUCGCUUUGUAACUGAAGUCUAUAGAUCUAGGUCGCCAUCUGUAACAAGGGUCACAACACGGUACUGCGAGUGUACUCACAGUCAAAGGGAAGCUUUAAAUGUUGCCACUUGAAUAGAGCGACUGAAUCCAAUUGGAAUUAAUUCCUGCACUUCAUCGCUGGAAGAAACCAGUUUCUAGAAACAGUGACAGUUGUUAUUUGUUAUGUAGAAUUGACCGUUCAAAUAUAAACAAAUUAUUAACGCGAGUUACAAAAGUUAUUGUCACAAUGUUAUAGUAACUAAAGAGCUGUUCUAGGAGAUGACGUCACACACUGUUCACUACAUGCCAAAGAAUGAUUGGUGUUGGUAACCAUGGUAACAAAGAACAGGCCAUACCAUUAGUCUCGGACAGGAACAGACCACUGACGUCGCAGUACACAGACCUGACCCUUGUGCCGCAGCGGCCGCCACACCCCAGGGUUAUGUUCAACAAGAAACUAGGAGCCAGGAUUGAACACAGAAAACAUCUUUUAAUGAGAAGGAAAUGGCUAGUAGACCUGACACUGUCUGUGGCUGUAAUGGGCAUUGUCUUGAUGGUGGUAGAAAACGAACUCUAUUACCUGGACACUGCAGAGAAAGGAACUAUGGUGUCCAUUAUGUUGAAGCUGUUUGUGUCCAUCAGUACGGCCAUCCUGUUGAUUGGUAUAUGUCUGUAUUACCAUACAGGGGCGGAGAUUAAGAUGUUGGAUGCUAAAGUAGAUGACCCUUUAGCUGUGACGUCCUCCUCCACCUGGUUCUGUCUACUGAUCGAGCUGCUGGUGUGUGCCAUACAUCCCUUCCCUGGUGACACCAGGAUCUACAUGGCUACAAUAGACGGUCACACCCAGGACCGAGUCCAUCUGGACGGCAUCUUAUCCGUACUGAUGAUGUUCAGACUGUACCUCGUGGGUCGUUUCCUGGUGGUCCACUCAUCCCUGCUGACCGACAAGUCCACUCAGACCAUCUCGGCAGUCAGUCACGUGAAAAUCGACCUCAUCUUCGUCUUCAAGGCCGCUAUGAGUGAGCACCCGGGCAAGGUCAUCGCCUGCACCAUGAUAUCAAUGUUUUCCAUCAGCGUGUGGGCCAUGCGGACCUGUGAGCUGUACUACACGGAGCUGAACGAGGCCCACAGCUUGACAGAGUCGAUGUGGCUCUCCGCCAUCACUUUCCUUACCGUCGGCUACGGAGACCUGACACCCAAGACACAUUGCGGCCGCUUUGUCUCUGUAGUGACGGGCCUGAUGGGGCUGGCCUCCACGGCGCUGCUGGUGGCCGUAGUGGCCAAGAAAAUGGAACAAAACUGCACGGAGCGUCACGUGUACAACUACCUGUCCAUGAUUCAUUUGGAACGGAAGCGGAAGAACAUCGCCGCAGACGUCAUCAAGUUCUCCAUCAAGGCGUACAUCUGCAAGAAGGCAUUUGAGAGGGAGCAGACGAAACGUAAUAAGAUCAACCUGACCUACUUCUCUUGGAGACUUAGCAACGCCAUCCGAGCUGUAAGGUCCACCAGGGUGGCCCGGUGCAGGGUGGAGGAGACUUCUGUGGGCUUGACGGAGCUGAGUCAGCAGGUCAGUCAGACCCAGUCCCUUAUAGCAAUGCUAGCCGCUACGCAAGGUCAGAUUCUGGACAAGCUUACUGACCUUCAGGAGAGAGUCAAGUAUAAAGAGGAGGAAGACGUUUGCAGCACCGAUGAGAUGGUGAGGGAGGAAGUGACGCAACAAGUCAUGCCGGGAGAGGCAACAAAGAGGAAGUCGUCACAAGAUGGUUGGCUAACAAAGUUGUACAGGAGAAACAGUAAUGAUUAAAAAACAAAAAGAUUUAGUCACUGCGAAACUGUUAGGCGGUGUCAUUUAGUCACGUGGGCUUCCAUUUACAGCUUUACUACUUGAACUCAGAACUUUUAACUUCUACACUGUGAUAGAAAUGUGAUUCUCUGGUUUUAUGUAUUUUUUCCACAAUAUUAUUUAUUCUGAAAGUGAUGAAAGAAUAUGAUUUUUUUAAAAAUUCUGCACUAAAUCGUUUGUAUAUCAAAGUUGCCAUUUGGAUUCCAAGCUCUAACUAAUUUUUACUGACAAAAGUAUACUAUAACACCAAACCAAUAAGUUGACUAGAACUAUUUCCAUAAAGAAGUAUUUAAACUUGAAACUCCUGCCAAUAAAUAGAGGGUAUCUAAAGAAAGUGUAUAUUUAAGAAACUCACUUUUUCUUGCUGUAUAAACGGUUAGUUACAAACACUGACUGCAGUAGGUUACGGCCCUUAGCUACUGGUGGA
Messenger RNA from Biomphalaria glabrata, 2602 nucleotides. RefSeq names its product small conductance calcium-activated potassium channel protein 1-like. Gene Ontology annotation, cellular component: neuron projection; neuronal cell body; plasma membrane. NCBI's taxonomy places the organism in Eukaryota, Metazoa, Mollusca, Gastropoda, Planorbidae. Bases 646 to 2136 code for a protein of 496 amino acids. Gene Ontology annotation, molecular function: small conductance calcium-activated potassium channel activity; calmodulin binding. Gene Ontology annotation, biological process: potassium ion transmembrane transport. The transcript has 6 exons. The record is from RefSeq and is a predicted model, not a curated record.